Paraglomus occultum is the source of this 379-nucleotide messenger RNA. The record is from the annotation of a GenBank genome assembly. NCBI's taxonomy places the organism in Eukaryota, Fungi, Glomeromycota, Glomeromycetes, Paraglomerales, Paraglomeraceae.
UGCUGGUCCCAAGGGUGAUAAUCUGUACGAAUGGGUGUCGACCAUUAUGGGCCCCGCUGGCUCACCCUAUGCUGGAGGGAUUUUCUUUUUAGACAUUACGUUUCCUCAGGACUAUCCUUUCAAGCCUCCAAAGGUAGUCUACCGUACUCGCAUCUAUCAUUGUAAUAUUAACUCGCAAGGGCAAAUCUGUCUGGACAUCUUAAAAGAUAACUGGUCUCCGGCAUUGACCAUUUCCAAAGUGCUUUUAUCUAUAUGUUCCCUUCUGACCGAUUGUAAUCCACACGAUCCACUUGUCGGAAGUAUUGCACAUCAGUAUUUGCAUGAUCGUGAGGAGCAUGAUAGAAUUGCUCGGGAAUGGACAAAGAGAUAUGCCUGCUGA